GUUUAAAAGAAAAGCAAUAAAAAACUCACCAUUGGAUAUGUGUCUUUGUAAUAAUCCACAGUGAAGAGCCAAACAUUGUUGAAAAUGAUUAGUCUUUCACUGUUACUGUGCUGCCUCUUUUGUUUGCCAUUCAGUUGCUCUGCUCAGGACUGUUUGAACCACCCAACUUACAGAGCUCCCACAAACUCGGACAUCACUGUGAAAUGUGGCUCUCAAAUGGUGGAGUUGACUAUUUUACUCUGCCCUGUCUACUUUUCUGGGUAUAAUGAGUCUACAAUGGUACUCAAUGGCCAGCAACGCAGUUUCUUAUGCCCAUGGUUUGCGGAUUGGUCCGUGGAUCCACCUGUUCUAAAGUACAACUUGUCCAUAGCUGACAUCACAAGCUGUGGUGGCACCUCAAUGAUAAAAGAAGAGGUGGGUUCCGGGAUUUUUUCUGAAUACUCCAAGGUGGAAUACAUAUAUCUGACUGGAAUCAUCACCUCAACAGACUUCAUUGACGGAGCCAUAAGCUACAAACAGGAACUGAAGUACAUCUAUUCCUGCCAAUACCCCUUACAGUACAUGAUCAACAACACUCAAAUGAGCGUGACAGGAGUAAGUGUUGCAGUAAAGGACAAGAAUGGAUCCUUCAUCAGCACUCUGAGCAUUCAACUUUAUGAGAACCGAAACUAUGCGAAUAAGCUGAUUAUUCCGACAAGUGGCUUACAGCUGAAGAAAAGAAUUUUUGUUGAAGUAAAAGCAACAAAUCUGACUGACAGGUUUAAUGUUUUGCUGGAUCGCUGCUUUGCCUCUACCCAGUCCAUUCCUCUUAACAGUUCCUAUUAUGAUCUCUUUGUUGGCUGCAGCAAGGAUGGCCAGACAGUGAUAGAAAUCAAUGGUCUACAACAGGUGGCCCGCUUCUCAUUUGAGGCCUUCCGAUUCGUGGAACACAGAAACCUCACUGUUUCCACCUUCUACCUGCACUGCAUCACCAGACUUUGCGAAAAGUCAGCUUGCAGUUUAUUCCGACAGAACUGCACAGCAAAGCGUCGGAGAAGAGAAGUAGAUCUAGCUCAGACAGGAACUGAUAAAACAACCGUGAGCUCAGGUCCAAUCUACACCAUGGUGGAAAGCGCUAUUCCCGCAAGUGUCUCUUCAAAAGCCGCACCAGAAGUGGAGCUGAACAGAAUUGCCACAGGAUUGGGCAUUGUGGUCUUCAUUCUGACAGCAAUCUGCAUUGCACUGCCUGUCUUCAUGUUCCUCUAUAAUCGGCGACCAGGAAAGAAAGCUUAGCCAUGAUACAGAGGGCCUCAUUCAUGAAACGUUCGUAGAUGUAAGUGAAAAUAUGAGUGUAAGAAAGAUUAAUACCAGGGUUAUCAGACACGCAUUGAUUAUUGAAACUCAUUAUAUCAUGUACCUGAUAUAAUAAACCUCACUGAAUUACAGGCUAGGUUUGUAGGCAGAUCUCUAGAGCAAAUAAUAUACAAUUACUGUACAUCUGAAAGCCAAUUUAUACAUUGAGGAUGCUCCCUUAAAGCUGAAUUUAUCAAUGUAUACAUCUCACCAUGAAAGACAAUGGAAGGCAUGGAAAUUUCACACAGUUUGAUUUGGAGAAUUUUAUUAAAAAGGUGAAGUUUAGAAAAUUCUUUUUUUAGCAGUGCCAUAUUAUGUGGAAGUAAAGAGUGGAACAAGUACAUCUUUCCCAUAUGUCUGUUUAAUAUGUUGGCCUAGUAGUUACAACAUUGGAUUAUAAACUGCAAGGUUACAAGUUCAUUCCCCUCCACUAACUUCCUGCUUGGGACUCAGAGAAACAUUAAGCCUGCAUGUGCUAUAACAGUGAAAAGUCACUUUUGAAGAAAAAGUGAAUUUACUUUUAGCAAUAACUUUUAGUCUAUGUAUUAGUGUAGGAUGAGUGAGACUCACCAUGGUCAUUACUGGAUUGGUCUACUCUGGGAUUUUAUGCUUUACACACACAUACAGACACACAGUAGAUUCUGUUCACAAAACUAUAUACUGCAAGCAUCAUUCCUACACUGCCAGUCACACUUUAGUACCGUUACAAUCUUCAGCAUGAACAACAUAUGGGUAAACCCAGAUAUAACCCAGACCUAAGUUCUAAUCUGGUUUUCAAUAAUAUCCUACACACAAUGAAGGCUGAUACUGGUUGUUAAGUGGCCUAUAACCAAAAGGGUGUGAUGUCUUACUUCAACAUCACUGUUCGAUUAUUGGAUUGCCCCUCUCAGCCUCAUAAUCCUGCAGCUUGAAGUAAAUGACAGACUGCACUAUACCAGGUGUCCUAAUACUGUAUUUACUUCAUUAUGUCAAUCACUCUAGCUAUAAAGACAUGUACAGAAAUUUAAAAUGGAAAUUUAAAAACAACAUCAUAUUUAUUAAAGUACCAGUAAUGGCGUACUGCACGAUAAC
Molecule: messenger RNA, 2403 nt
Organism: Polypterus senegalus (gray bichir)
Lineage: Eukaryota; Metazoa; Chordata; Cladistia; Polypteriformes; Polypteridae
Product: zona pellucida-like domain-containing protein 1
Exons: 11
Coding region: 85-1272 (395 amino acids)
Cellular component (GO): cell surface
Source: RefSeq, a predicted model, not a curated record